GCAAUUUUGAAAUACUAACAACUAGUGUUUACUGUCAGUUAUCUGAUAUAUUCCCAUGACUGGAUUGUACAAUCUAAUUACUGAGGCAUUAUCAGAAGAAGAAAUCAUAUCUGAAAUAAAAUCAGCCAUUCGAUUGGAAGAUAGUGAUGCUUUCCCUGGAAAUAAGUGUCAAUUAUUAGAAUUGUUAAGGUCAAAAGGUAUUGUUGAUAAGCUGGUUCACAUAAUCAAAUCCAAGGAGAAAUCAAAAUCUGUUUUAAGUGCUGGACAUGAUUUGAGUUUUCAAGAUAGUAAUUUCCACAUACCGAAUGCCAAGCUGAUCUUAAUUGUUGAGAUUUUACAAGGAAGGGCAUUCACAAACCAUCUUCAAACUUACGAAGAUAUCCAAAUUGAGGAAUCUAAAAGCUCUGAUAUUAAAAUGCAACUGGACAUAGGGUAUAAAAACUCUAGAUUUCACGGCAGACACUUUCACUGUUCCACAGAACCAGUUAUCAACCAGUCCUUUUGUUUUGAACUUCAUUCUGACGACACUGAUGAAAAAAAAGAUUGAAGCUUAAAGAAUGUUAGAUACUUUCCAUUCUCAUCCACGUGAAGUCCUUUACUCGUAUUUUUGUCUUCACAAGUUAAAUCUUGAACAACUAUUGGUCGGUAAACCCAUCUCCUUAAUACAAAUUGUAAUUACAUCAACUAAAUUAUCGACGGGAAGAAGGAGUUUAGUUGCUUCAGCCUACUUUGAUUGGCGUCCAUACCUUCUGGGUAACUCGAAGUGUACAGAAGUCAACCCUUAUCACUGGACUACCAAUGCAUCUUUGGAACUACAGAGCACAGAUCCUGAUUGCAAAGUACCUGCAGGUAUUCUUGAUUUACGGCUUUCUUUAAUAAGUCCUAAAGAAUUCACUGAAACAAAAUACUGUCAUCGUUCAGAAAAUCCACUAGAUUCGAAAAAGUCUAACAUAACUCACCGUGGCUCAUAUAGAUUAAAACAACUCUCACCUUCAUUAACACAAGCACAUUUUCAGUUAGAAUCAGCCCGAGCUGUUGAAAGAGAAAAUUCAUUUACCAAUUAUGUUCGUCAAUGGUGGCGUGAACUGACACAAUUACGUGAAGGCUUUUUCGCAGAUCGACUUGUUAAAAUAUUUGCUACUGAUGAGAAUGGACAUACACAAUUUGUCUGCAAUUACAUUAAUCCUCUGAGUGUGAGUUAUGUAAUUGAGACUCCAUAUGUAGCUGUACGUUUUAUUUCCACUAUACCAUAUGAACCAUUCCAUGGUGUUGGAUCAGGGAUAAAAGAACGUUGGUGUUCUGGAUUAGCUUUUGUAUCUUCUAAUCGUGGUGAUGUACCUGAUCAUGCAAAUCUACUAUGUUGUCUAUUAUUGGGCUAUGGACUUGAAGCUUAUGUUGCCUUAGGUACAUGUCAAUUCAAUGUAAAUCAACAAGUCACACAUACACCAUUACACCCAUAUGCAUGGGUUGUGGUUUGUUCUGAUAAUUAUCAUAAAAUCACAUUUUGGGAUGCAAUAACUGGACGUCGUUAUGUACACACAACUGGUUGUUGUGAACAAGUCACAUAUCCUUCACCAUUCGUUACAAUCGGAUGUUUAUAUAAUCAUGCUGCGUUUUAUGCUAACAUUCAGCCUACUGAUAAAGUGAUCGACUGCCUAUUCAAUUUAAAGGAUUCAUCACAAUGGCGUCCAAUGUCAUCUGAAGUAAUUCAAACUGUGCAUAAACAUUCCUCUUUAUACCUGAGAAAAUUAAAUCCACCAGUUCAAAAUAUCAGUGAAAUAACACUCCAAUGUCGUGAAAACCUACGUCGUCUAGCUGACAGAUGGCGUAUGGAUAAGUUAGGCUGUGAUAAUAAUUAUCUUUGGGAAUGGGACAAUAAAUUAGAAGAACUAUUACUUCCGUUAAUAUCUUCUUAUGAAGCAGAUCAAAAGAGAUUGUCGAAUUACUGUACAAAUGAUAAUGUUGGAGAAAUACAUGAUCAGUUUGAAAAUGAAUUGAUUAUCUCUUCAAUUCAUCGUUAUGUACCCAAAGAUUUUAUAUUUAAAUCUUAUCCUAUCCAACUGUUUCACUGCAAUCCACAACGGAUACUACGUAGUUGUCUACGCUCACAACUGUGUCGGGAUAUACUUGGUUGUCGGGUGAUCAUGUACGAUUUGCACUUGGUGUACGUGUUUAUUCUUAUGCAGAGAAUGCAACUGUUACAUGGGUUAUACUUGCAUGUUUAUACAAAUCUGUGAUAUAAAAUAAUAAAGCAAAGUCAACAACCUCUCCUUAUAAAAUGCACACUAAUUUAGAAAAAAGAAACAAACAAUUUGAUUAUUUUCAUUUUAGGAAAUUUUUACUAUUCUUCGUAUUAUUAUUUAUUCCUUACAGUUCAGGUGGUGUACAUAAAUUCCAUUUCAGUAUGUUAAUUUCUCAGGCAACGUAACCAGUACAACAGAUAUGGAUAUAUUUUCAUUUCAUUUUGUUUAUCCAUCACCGAUACUUUUAGCUGAUAUUGAAGAUAAUCGCUUGUGGUUCUUAACAGUUUGUUGAGGUCAACUGGUUGUUAUAUUCUUGGAAAAAAUGUUCACUUUGUCCAUGUUGGUCGUGAUGAGUUAGUUGUACUCGCGGCUACAGAUGAAUUCAAUACUGAUUAGAGAGAAAACAAACAAAUUUUUAGUCUUAUGGUAAAAGCAUUCGAAUCUGGUUUACUAAUAAAAAUGUGAUAUUCGAUUGAAUUGCUUUGAUGUAGUUGAAUAAAUACACUGAAAUACUGAAGUAA
Messenger RNA from Trichobilharzia regenti, 2764 nucleotides. The record is from the annotation of a GenBank genome assembly. NCBI's taxonomy places the organism in Eukaryota, Metazoa, Platyhelminthes, Trematoda, Strigeidida, Schistosomatidae.